GAAAAGUGAGGAAGUUUUCGCGCCGGGGCGGAGUCAGCUAAGGACCUUUCCGCGCGGCUUUGGAGGAGGCAGCGGGCAUGGCGGGCACUGUGGUGCUGGACGAUGUGGAACUGCGGGAGGCCCAGCGGGAUUACCUGGACUUCCUGGAUGACGAGGAAGACCAGGGAAUUUAUCAGAGCAAAGUUCGGGAGCUCAUCAGUGACAACCAGUACCGACUGAUCGUCAACGUGAAUGACCUACGCAGGAAAAAUGAGAAGAGGGCUAACCGCCUCCUGAACAAUGCCUUUGAGGAGCUGCUUGCCUUCCAGCGGGCCUUAAAGGAUUUUGUGGCCUCUAUUGAUGCUACCUAUGCCAAGCAGUACGAAGAGUUCUACAUAGGUUUGGAGGGCAGCUUUGGCUCCAAGCAUGUCUCCCCCCGGACUCUGACCUCCUGCUUCCUCAGCUGUGUAGUCUGUGUGGAAGGCAUCGUCACUAAAUGCUCUCUAGUUCGCCCCAAAGUUGUCCGCAGUGUCCAUUACUGUCCUGCUACCAAGAAGACCAUAGAGCGACGUUAUUCUGAUCUUACCACCCUGGUGGCCUUUCCAUCCAGCUCUGUCUAUCCCACCAAGGAUGAGGAAAACAAUCCCCUUGAGACAGAAUAUGGCCUUUCUGUUUAUAAAGACCAUCAGACCAUCACCAUCCAGGAGAUGCCAGAGAAGGCCCCCGCUGGUCAGCUUCCCCGCUCUGUGGAUGUUAUUCUGGAUGAUGACUUGGUGGACAAAGUGAAGCCUGGAGACCGAAUCCAGGUGGUUGGGACUUACCGUUGCCUUCCUGGAAAGAAGGGAGGCUAUACCUCAGGGACCUUCAGGACUGUCCUGAUAGCCUGUAACGUGAAGCAGAUGAGCAAGGAUGUUCAACCUUCAUUCUCUGCUGAAGAUAUAGCCAAGAUCAAGAAGUUCAGUAAAACUCGUUCCAAGGAUAUGUUUGACCAGCUGGCCAGGUCACUGGCCCCAAGUAUCCAUGGGCAUGACUAUGUCAAGAAGGCAAUCCUCUGCCUGCUCUUGGGAGGAGUGGAACGAGACCUAGAAAAUGGCAGCCACAUCCGUGGGGACAUCAAUAUUCUCUUAAUAGGAGACCCAUCGGUUGCCAAGUCUCAGCUUUUGCGGUAUGUCCUUUGCACUGCUCCCCGGGCUAUCCCCACCACUGGCCGGGGAUCCUCAGGAGUGGGUCUGACAGCUGCUGUCACCACAGACCAGGAAACAGGAGAGCGUCGUCUGGAAGCGGGGGCCAUGGUCCUGGCUGAUCGAGGUGUGGUCUGUAUUGAUGAAUUUGACAAGAUGUCUGACAUGGAUCGCACAGCCAUCCAUGAAGUGAUGGAGCAGGGUCGGGUGACCAUCGCCAAGGCUGGCAUCCACGCUCGGCUGAAUGCUCGCUGCAGUGUCUUGGCAGCUGCCAACCCUGUCUAUGGCAGGUAUGAUCAAUAUAAGACCCCUAUGGAAAACAUUGGGCUACAGGACUCACUGCUGUCCCGAUUUGACUUGCUCUUCAUCAUGCUGGAUCAAAUGGAUCCUGAGCAGGAUCGGGAGAUCUCAGAUCAUGUCCUUCGGAUGCACCGUUACAGAGCCCCUGGAGAGCAGGAUGGCGAUGCUAUGCCCUUGGGUAGUGCUGUGGAUAUCCUGGCCACAGAUGAUCCAGACUUCAACCAGGAGGACCAGCAGGACACUCAGAUUUAUGAGAAGCAUGACAACCUCCUCCAUGGGACCAAGAAGAAAAAGGAGAAGAUGGUGAGUGCUGCAUUCAUGAGGAAGUACAUCCAUGUGGCCAAGAUCAUUAAGCCUGUGCUGACACAGGAGUCGGCUGCCUACAUCGCAGAGGAGUACUCGCGUCUGCGCAGCCAGGACAGCAUGAGUUCAGACACUGCCAGGACAUCUCCAGUUACAGCUCGAACACUGGAAACCCUGAUUCGAUUGGCCACCGCCCAUGCAAAGGCCCGCAUGAGCAAGACUGUGGACCUUCAGGAUGCAGAGGAAGCUGUGGAGUUGGUCCAAUAUGCUUACUUCAAAAAGGUUCUGGAGAAGGAGAAGAAGCGUAAGAAGCGGAGUGAGGAUGAGUCGGAGUCAGAAGAAGAAGGCGAGAAAAGCCAGGAGGAACAAGAACAGAAAAGGAAGAGGAGGAAGACUCGCCAGGUGGAUGCCAAGGAUGGCGAAUCAUAUGAUCCCUAUGACUUCAGUGACACAGAGGAGGAGAUGCCUCAAGUACACACACCGAAGACAGCAGACUCUCAGGAGACCAAGGAUUCCCAGAAGGUGGAGUUGAGUGAGUCCAGGUUGAAGGCAUUCAAGGUGGCUCUCUUGGAUGUGUUCCGGGAAGCUCACGCACAGUCUGUGGGCAUGAAUCGACUCACAGAAUCCAUCAACAAGGACAAAGAAGAGCCUUUCUCUUCUGCAGAGAUCCAGGCUGCUCUGAGUAGGAUGCAGGAUGACAACCAGGUCAUGGUGUCUGAGGGCAUCAUCUUCCUUAUCUGAAGAGGCUUCAUCUCUGAACUUGGGACUGUGCUGAAAAAAAUUUUCGCAUUUUUCUUACUCCCCCUGCCUCCUGCCAUACACUCAGUCAUUGCAUUCGUUCCCCAAAUAAGUGUUUAGUAGAACAGAAGCUGAGGUACAUGGUGACGAAGUCAAAUCAGGAAUCCAUGGAAGCUUUAGAAUGAGUAAUUAGCCACCAAAGGCUAAGAAAAGAGAAGAACGUGGGGAAGAUUAAGACUGUUGUGGCUUCACUGCAAAAGCUCUAGGUCAUAUGCCCCACUCGCCAGCCAUGAUUUUCUGUAGAUAGCAGAUGAUUUCUGUACAUCCUUUCUGUGUUUGUUUGUUUGUGUUUUUUUCUCUUCUCCAGAGCACUAUGGUCUAGAAUAGUCUUUGGAUUAUUCUGUGCUGGUGGAAAGAAGCUCUGAGGCAGGUCAUGCAGGUCAAGAAAGCUCUCUAUGCAGUGGUCUCAGUCAUUUUUUAAUUUAAAUAUCCAUUCCAUUGAAUAAACUUGGCCGUUUUGUACAUAUAGCCUUAGUACUACUGUGUGCUUCCUUUGUACACAUUCUUAGUUUUCCUUGGAGCUCUGCCCUGCAGGACUUGCUACCUGAUGCCAAUAGGCCACAAGGUGGCAGCAGCCUGCUGUGAUCUCCUUGGAGUUGUCUCAGUAAUGCUGGCAUUUGUCAGUCAAACUGUAGCCUUCCUGUUUGGAAUAGCUAAAUGGCUAAAGGAACCCAGUGAGUGAUAGUCUUGGCAAAGAACCAACUCAAGCCUGAAGCAAAGCCCCCUAAUAGAAUUAUACACCUCAGCAAUGUGUGAGUCCUUACCCAUUAAGACUCCCCCACUCCUUGUAAGAUGCUUCUGCAUUUCUUCAGUGGCCAGCCUUUUAGAUUCAUUAGCCUGUUUGCAUAUAAGUUUGUGGAGAAGCCUGAACAGAACUUCUGUUAUACAGCUUCUAAAUAACUUAAGAUUACUUUAAUAAAAAGGGAAAGCAAAAAAAUGAUUUUAUGGUAGGCCUGGGUCACUUGGAUUAGAAACUGCUUUCUGGUGGCACACAGAUCUUUUUUUUUUUUUUUGACAGGCAGAGUGGAUAGAGAGAGAGACAGAGAGAAAGGUCUUCCUUUGCCGUUGGUUCACCCUCCAAUGGCCGCUGCGGCCAGCGCAUCUCGCUGAUCCGAAGCCAGGAGCCAGGUGCUUCUCCUGGUCUCCCAUGCGGCUGCAGGGCCCAAGCUCUUGGGCCAUCCUCCACUGCCUUCCCGGGCCAUAGCAGAGAGCUGGCCUGGAAGAGGGGCAACCGGGAUAGAAUCCGGUGCCCCAACCGGGACUAGAACCUGGUGUGCCGGCGCCGCAAGGUGGAGGAUUAGCCUGUUAAGCCACGGCGCCGGCCGGCACACAGAUCUUAGAAGAGAUUCGUGUGUGUUCUCAGCUGUAAGAAGGUUGAGGUGCUUUUUUGUGGGGGUGGCCUUGUACCCUGAAACUACUAGGCAGAAAAUUUUCUUCAUUUCAUGAAAAAGGGAUUUUUAAGAGUAAAAUUAAGGAGUUGUAUCUUUUUUUAAUUUCUUUUUCACAGAUGCUAAAUUCAAGUCCCCAUCCCUUUCCCACCCCCCUCCCAGUCUUAAUUGGAAGUGCUAUACAGCACAGUUUCAAGGAGAGCACCACAGUACUUGAAGGAGGAACAGAAACUCAUUGAGCGCUGGCAAUGAGCUGUAGGUGGUGCUGUGUGUAGCACUGGGUACAAAAGCAAAACUUCAUGCUCUUGAGGUUUUCAGAUUGAGGGUGUUUAUGUCAAAUUUAUCAAUGAGAAAUGUUAUAAAAUGUAAUUACGUACCAAAUAGGGCAUACGCAAUAAACGCUAUGGAGAUUGUGGGGGACAGUGAGUGUCCAUUAAAACAGUUGAU
Molecule: messenger RNA, 4396 nt
Organism: Lepus europaeus (European hare)
Lineage: Eukaryota; Metazoa; Chordata; Mammalia; Lagomorpha; Leporidae
Gene: MCM3
Product: minichromosome maintenance complex component 3
Exons: 17
Coding region: 78-2504 (808 amino acids)
Biological process (GO): DNA replication; DNA strand elongation involved in DNA replication; double-strand break repair via break-induced replication
Cellular component (GO): MCM complex; nucleus
Molecular function (GO): single-stranded DNA helicase activity; single-stranded DNA binding; ATP hydrolysis activity
Source: RefSeq, a predicted model, not a curated record